Nicotiana attenuata is the source of this 1306-nucleotide messenger RNA. RefSeq lists its product as uncharacterized. The record is from RefSeq and is a predicted model, not a curated record. Lineage: Eukaryota; Viridiplantae; Streptophyta; Magnoliopsida; Solanales; Solanaceae. Bases 77 to 1009 code for a protein of 310 amino acids. The transcript is spliced from 5 exons.
GAGUGGCUCUCUUCUUGACCCACUUUUCAUUAAUUAAUACUUCAGAAAAAAACCAUGGCCCCAGAAACUGUGCAGAAUGAAGGCAGCAAUGGCGAACGCUGUCACACUCUCUAGCUCAACAAUUUGGCACCACUAUACAAAACCCACUUCAAGAAUCAACCUCAAUUUCAAAAUUGGAGCAUCAUAUUCCACCUCAGCUAAUAUGGCUACUGGCACCACAACAAAAGUAGCUCCUGCAAUCAUAGUCGGAGGUGGACGUGUGGGCAAAGCUUUACAAGAUUUGGGUAAUGGAGAUGAUGUUUUGGUUAAAAGGGGUGAACCUGUACCUAUUGAUUUUGCUGGUCCAAUAUUGGUUUGCACUAGGAAUGAUGAUCUUGAAGCAGUACUUGAAGCUACUCCUAAAUCUCGUUGGAGCGAUUUGGUAUUUUUCCAGAAUGGAAUGCUGGAGCCUUGGUUCCAAAGUAAAGGUCUCGGUGAUGCAGACCAAGUUUUGGCAUAUUUUGCAGUAUCAAAGCUUGGUGAACCUCCUACUGAUGGGAAAACUGAUACCAAUCCAGAAGGAUUGACUGCAGCUUAUGGAAAAUGGGCAUCUGCAGUGGCUGCAAGAUUACAGGCUGGUGGACUCUCUUGCAAGGUACUUGAGAAGGAGCCUUUUCAGAAGCAAAUGUUGGAGAAGCUUAUAUGGAUAUGUGCUUUCAUGCUUGUUGGAGCUCGUCAUCCUGGAGCAACAGUAGGAGCUGUUGAAAAAGAGUAUCGCUCUGAGGUGUCUCAACUGAUCGCUGAGCUUGCAGCUGCAGCAGCUGCAGAGAAAGGUCUAGUUUUUGAGGAAGCGAUGGAGGAUAGGCUGUGCGCUUACUCCCGAGCGGUUGCACACUUUCCAACAGCUGUCAAGGAGUUCAAAUGGAGAAACGGAUGGUUCUAUUCACUCUCUGAGAAGGCAAUCGCAGAAGGGAAACCAGAUCCAUGCCCAUUACACACUGCAUGGCUUAAAGAACUAAAAAUAGUCUAAGGUAUAAAGUGUACUUGGUAUAUCAUAUAGUUUUUAGAGGCCCUCUGUUUCUUUUGGAGGAUGUAGAUGAGAGCUGCUGUAUCAUUUCAUUGUAAUGUGGAAGUCUUACUCCUAUUUCAUGUUGGAUUCAUCUUAUUUUUCUGCCUUCAUUGGUGGAAAAGCUUCUUGUUAUGUGACUUGAGUCACGUAGGAUAACCAGCGCUUAUGUAAAUUGUUUGACGUGCUAGAUGAAUCUGAGGUAUUAAAAAUAUAUUGUGUAAAACUAUCCAUUAUUUAUCCCAUCUCCGGUUCGUUUAA